UCUACAUACUUUUGUUGGUAGCAUCUCUAUCUGUUGGUGGUACUUUAGCAAGCCCUGAAGAUGAUUUGCAAUGCGUAGAGGAAAUGUGGAAUUUACUUCAGAUUUAUACAAGGAAAUAGCAAAAACCAAAUCAGCUCAAAACUUUGUCUACUCACCAUUCACAGUACAAACACUAUUAGCAAUGCUGGCUUCAGCUGAUAAAACUAGCAAUACUCUGACGGUUAAGGAGAUCAGAAGGGUGGCCCAUUUGCCUCAGGACAAUCCAAGCACAGAACAAGCAUUUCAAAGCAUAAUUACCGAUAUGAACAAAUCGACCAAUGACGAUUUCAAGAUCUUUGAUGUUACUAAAUUUUAUUUUGCCAGUGGUUAUAAUAUGGAGCCAUGGCUCAAGGAUAUCGCUGAGAGGACUUUCCAAGCCGAAACCGAAACUGUCAAUUUUACAGACCCUUCCAAUACUGCCAGUGGAAUUAAUUUGUGGGUUGCCAAGAAAACGGAUCAAAAAAUUACUAAUUUUUUUAAACAAGGUGAUAUUGCCAGAAAUACAGACCUCGUUUUAAUCAAUGCGUUAUUUGUGAUGGGCAAAUGGGAGUGCCCUUUUGAAAAAGAACAAAACGUUCGACGAACAUUCUACGGACAGAAUGGCAACAGCGACGUUGUAAUGAUGAACAAUCUGCAAUCUUUUGAAUAUUCCGAAAACGCCAAAGCGAAAUAUUUGAAAAUGGAAUUGCGCAGAGACGGCGGUGGUGCGCAGGCCGUAUUCAUAUUACCUCAUGAAACUGACGGUCUAGCUAAGCUAGAAAAACAAGUUCAAGAUUUAUUGCAAACACCUUCAUUUUAUGCUGCCAAAGUUGAUGUUACUCUACCUAAAUUCACCAUUAAUGGAGAUGUAAACCUAAAUGCUGUAUUAAAACGCUUGGGAUUGAAUCAAAUCUUCAAAUAUUGGGUCCAAGAUCUAACAGGCUUUGGGUACCCAGGUCACCCUUUUUCAGUCAUCACCAACUUGUUCCAAAAGUCGCACAUAGAAGUAGAUGAAUGGGGCCUGACUGCUGCCUCGGUCGCUGCAGCUGUAAAUUAUGUAGAUGAUCCACCAGAUACUAAAGUUUUCGUUGCCGAUCAUCCGUUCUUGUUUGAAGUUGUUGUCGACGAUGUUGUAGUUUAUGCUGAACGUGUAGUAAACUUAUAAUUGUGAUUAUUUUUGUUUAAUAAUAUUGUUUAAACGAU
Messenger RNA from Ceutorhynchus assimilis (cabbage seed weevil), 1221 nucleotides. The record is from the annotation of a GenBank genome assembly. NCBI's taxonomy places the organism in Eukaryota, Metazoa, Arthropoda, Insecta, Coleoptera, Curculionidae.